UGAACGAAAAUAUGGCGACAGAAAUUGGACGGACAGACUGCAGAUGCCAGCGUUGUUUUUGUCGGUUUUUCCCCACCCCAGCAUGCGGCAUUGCAGCCCAAUCAAAUCCAAUUUCUACCGCCAGAAAAGAGAGGGGUGAUUAGGCGGCAGAGACUCAUAAGGUCUACCAGUGACAAGAUGCAAAGAGAUGCAGAGGUGCCUGGGUCUGUAGAGCAUUCACCCGUCCACGUGAAACAGGAACCUGGAGAAGGAACAUCCCGACAGUCAUCCUCAGAGAGCGCCAAGGCGGCCUCCUCCACCUCUUGUCCUCCGGAUGAUACCACGGUCAUCAGCGAUGCUGAGGACAGCGACAGGGACCCUGAAAGGGAAGAUGAGUUGGGUGUCAACGGAGACGAGUCACCCCCCAUGAGUGAUGACCAAGGUGACAUCAGCCUAGGUUGUGAUGAUGGACAACUCAGCAUACAGGCACAGGCAGGUAGCCCCCUCCAGCGGGAGGGUCACCUGGCCUAUGCUUCUCAGGUACAAAGGGAGGACUCGGCCGGCUCUGGCUAUGGCUUCACCAGCAGCACUGAGACAGAGUUUGCCGGCAAUGAGGAGCAGAGCCAAGACAGGGAGUUCAGGGAUUUCAUCUGCCGUUUGUGCAAGCGCACUUUCUCCAAGAAGCAGAGCCUGCGCCGGCAUAUGAACCUCCACAGCGGCCACCGUCCGUUCCAGUGCCCAUUCUGUGAGUACCGGUCAUCGCGAAAGGACCAUCUGCAGCUUCACAUGAGGACGCGACACGAUCCGGGCCAGAGCAAGCACUAUGUGUACAAAUGCCCGAUCUGUGGUAACUCAUUUCCCAGCCAAAAGAGGGUGCUGACCCACCUAAAGAGCCACCAGACUGUCCAUCGUUGUGAACAGUGUGACUAUGGCUUCCCGUCACUGCUCGCCUACGAGAACCACAAGAAGAUGAAACAUGCCACUGUGUCUUGCCCACCUACUUCUGAGCCUAGCUCCUUUACUUGUCCAACCUGCAAGUAUGAGUGUUCCAAUGCAGAGGAUUACACCAACCACCUGCAGAGCCAGCGACAUCGUGACAUGAUCACGGCUUCCGUGCGUGUCCCGCAGAUACACGUCCAGCGGCGGCUGCAGAUGGGUGGAUCGUCAGCUUCUGCCAGCUCCAUGGAGAGUGCGUCUUCCCUGGAGAGAGAGACUAGCUUUGAAUCAGUGCAAUCGGGGCGAUCUUUGCCCCCCUCCGGACUGGCAAGCAUGCCCAGCAUCUCAGCAGAGGGUCCCAGCACGGGAUCUGUGCCACUCUCCUUGGUAAAGGUUCCCACGAUAACCGUGUCACCCAACCACCAACGAAGGGAGGAGAGCUACGAACACUCGCCUUCCAGAGAUGACAACAGUCCUAGUCAGAGGCAGUGUAUACCACAAGGAAGGGGAGGCUCCGCAAGCCUCCCAGUCAUCUCACAUAUAGUUUCGCUUCACCAGAACGGCAAGGAGCCCGUCACCAGACGCUCCCCUCUCCGAGAGAGCAGAUCCACGUCAGGGUCUGCGCCCAAAUCCUACGAAUCUUACGAGUCGGGCAAGAGCUCAUCCAGUUUUGAGUCGCCGGGCUUUCUCCUCCCCAAGGGGACUGCCGUCUCCCCGCAGCGGUCGAGCCGCACACCCAGCCCCCAGGGCACACCCUUGUUGAUGAUUGGGGCCAUGCACGGCCGGCCGGAGGACUCGCCCCACAAACGCAGGUGCCUCAGUCAUACUGGAUCCUCCAGUCUAGAAUCGCAGCCGUCCUCAGAGCUGAUGGCGGGGGUGUGGGGAAGCCAGCCCACCCCGGUCAUCUGCCGCGACAACAGCACACAAGACGAUGUCUGGCGGUGUGAGUACUGUCACAUCAUCUUCCCCGAUAACAUCAUGUACGCCAUCCACAUGGGCUGUCAUGAUCUCCGUAACCCUCUACAAUGUAACAUCUGCGCCUUCCAGUGCCAAGAUAGGUAUGAGUUUACCUCCCAUAUAGCCAGGGGUUUGCAUAGCAAGAGCCCCUCUGGCCGAGGAAGUCAAUUUUGAAGUUGAACCAAAUUGCAUCCAUUGGAAGAAAAAUAUUCAUCAAAUAACUUGGGAUAUAUUUUACUGUUUACAAGUACAUGUAGAAGUAACUGUGAAGCAAAAAGUCUACAUUUUUUAUUCAUCAAGACAGUUUGAAGUCCACACUCAGCUGUAUAUACAAUGUAAAUUAAAUACAUAGUAUGCUUGCUGCCAACAUUUGGUAUGAACAUGUGCUAAUAUGCCCAUGCAGUGGGUGUGCAAAUCCUAAUCAGUGAACAAGAAGGGAAAUUUAUGUAAUUUGUAAGCUACGUCUCUGACUUAGAUAUAUCAGAAUGGAAUCACAUGAAUGCUGCUAAUUAGAUGGCUGAUUGAUUGCUGAUAGAUGACAUGUUACACUUUAAACCAAAGAAAGGAAACAUCAGCAGGUGUGCUUGUGCAUGUAUCUGUACACGUUCAGUUGACUGCUGCCACACAAGGCUUAAUGCAGCCAACAUGUUUGUUAUUUCCAAAUUUGAUAUUACAUAGAAGUGUUGCUUCCUGCUCCCAUUUGGCUAAACCAGUAGAGAUGGCACAGUGUUCCAACAUUGUUCCUACAUGCUCUUAUAAAUUGAGCACAGGCACUUUGACCUACCACCUUGGACAGUAGACUGACCAAUGAGGACAGUGAAGCGUCCCCAGUAAAGCAUGUACUGUACAUGUGUAGGGUAAAUAAUGUGGAUGUACCAUACUGCAGUACAUGUUUGUACUUGGGUAUAUAUGUACAUGUACAGUGUACUGGUACAGUUGAACCUCGCUGAUAAUAGCAGCAUUAAUACAUGAUUCUGCUUAUAACAUGGAACUUAAUAGGUCCCAGUCCUUUGUUUUUCAUUGUUCUCGUUCCUGAUAAGGUUCCUGUUAUAAUGAGGUGAUUUGCCAAGUCUGAAGGACCUCCUCUUAAUAAGAUCUGACUGUAUGUGAACAGUGCAGGAGUCACAUGUAUGACAUUCUACCCGGUAGCAAGGUGUGCAAAUCUGUAGACAAAUCCAAUGACCAAAAUUAGAAGCCAUUACCUGAUUACUACGGGGCCAUCCUGUUCGCACACAGGUGGUGCACGCGUGUGAAAUUCCUCCUUGACCAAUAGGCAGUAGUCAGUUGCCAAAGUGCGUGUGUUCGCUCAGCAUGAGACAGUUGCGUGAGUGUAAAUGGCUGAGUUGUAAUGAUUUGAGUCAUUGACUCAACUUGUGUCUAAUUCAAGUCACAAUUUUUGGCAACUUAACUCAACUCAAGUGCCGAUGGGUGACGCUGCAACCAAAUGACUGGACUCGAAUCUCUCAUCGAGACUUAAAUCGAGUACAAGCGUAUAAGUCUCAAGUCUCAAAAAAUUAAAAGCAAAAUUUUAGUUGGCUAGACACCUGUCACCAUAAUAUACAUGUAUUUUCAGU
This is a messenger RNA of Acanthaster planci (crown-of-thorns starfish), 3446 nucleotides long. RefSeq lists its product as uncharacterized. Gene Ontology annotation, biological process: regulation of transcription by RNA polymerase II. The record is from RefSeq and is a predicted model, not a curated record. Gene Ontology annotation, molecular function: DNA-binding transcription factor activity; RNA polymerase II cis-regulatory region sequence-specific DNA binding. Lineage: Eukaryota; Metazoa; Echinodermata; Asteroidea; Valvatida; Acanthasteridae.